Molecule: messenger RNA, 3289 nt
Organism: Tachyglossus aculeatus (Australian echidna)
Lineage: Eukaryota; Metazoa; Chordata; Mammalia; Monotremata; Tachyglossidae
Gene: KCNQ5
Product: potassium voltage-gated channel subfamily Q member 5
Exons: 14
Coding region: 4-2727 (907 amino acids)
Biological process (GO): potassium ion transport; transmembrane transport
Cellular component (GO): membrane
Molecular function (GO): voltage-gated potassium channel activity
Source: RefSeq, a predicted model, not a curated record
GCCAUGCCCCGCACCCUCGGGGGCGAGCAGGGCGGCUCCGCCGGGCUGUGGGUGAAGAGCGGGGGAGAGGGGGGAAGGGGGCCCGGCAUGAAGGAUGUGGAGUCCGGCCGGGGCAGGGGGUUGCUGAGCGCGGCCGGCCGAGGGGACGGCCUGUUGCCCCGGGAGAACCGGCGGGGCAAGCAGGGCGCCCGGAUGAGCCUGCUGGGCAAGCCGCUGGCCUACACCAGCAGCCAGAGCUGCCGGAGGACCGCCAAGUACCGCAGGGUGCAGAACUAUCUGUACAACGUGCUGGAGAGGCCCCGCGGCUGGGCGUUCAUCUACCACGCCUUCGUUUUUCUCCUUGUAUUUGGUUGCUUGAUUUUAUCCGUGUUUUCCACCAUCCCAGAGCACACAAAAUUGGCCUCCAGUUGCCUCUUGAUUCUGGAGUUUGUUAUGAUUGUCGUCUUUGGUUUGGAGUUUAUCAUACGUAUCUGGUCUGCGGGUUGCUGUUGUCGAUACAGAGGAUGGCAAGGAAGAUUAAGAUUUGCCAGGAAACCGUUCUGUGUUAUAGAUACUAUUGUUCUGAUUGCUUCAAUAGCAGUUGUUUCUGCAAAAACUCAGGGUAACAUUUUUGCCACAUCCGCACUCAGAAGCCUUCGCUUCCUUCAGAUUCUCCGUAUGGUGCGCAUGGAUCGAAGAGGAGGAACUUGGAAAUUAUUAGGCUCGGUUGUUUAUGCUCACAGCAAGGAAUUAAUCACAGCCUGGUAUAUAGGAUUUUUGGUUCUUAUUUUUUCAUCUUUCCUUGUCUACCUGGUGGAAAAGGAUGCAAACAAGCAGUUUUCUACUUACGCAGAUGCUCUUUGGUGGGGCACGAUUACACUGACAACGAUUGGCUAUGGAGACAAAACUCCUCUAACUUGGCUUGGAAGAUUGCUCUCUGCAGGGUUUGCACUCCUCGGCAUUUCUUUCUUUGCCCUACCUGCUGGCAUUCUUGGCUCAGGAUUUGCAUUAAAAGUACAGGAACAGCAUCGACAAAAACAUUUUGAGAAAAGAAGGAAUCCGGCUGCCAGUCUAAUUCAGUGUGUAUGGCGUAGUUAUGCGGCUGAUGAGAAGUCGGUUUCCAUUGCUACUUGGAAGCCUCAUUUGAAGGCCUUGCAUACCUGCAGCCCUACAAAGAAAGAACAAGGAGAAACUACAAGCAGCCAGAAGCUAAGUUUUAAAGAGCGUGUGCGGAUGGCUAGCCCCCGGGGACAGAGCGUUAAGUGCAGACAGGCAUCGGUCGGAGACCGCCGGUCCCCAAGCGCUGACAUCACAGCUGAGGGCAGCCCCACUAAAGUGCAAAAGAGCUGGAGCUUCAACGACCGAACCCGCUUCCGGCCUUCUCUCCGCCUGAAAAGUUCUCAACCCAAACCAGUAAUAGAUGCUGACACAGCUCUUGGAACAGAUGAUAUGUAUGAUGAGAAAGGAUGCCAGUGUGAUGUGUCAGUAGAAGAUCUCACCCCACCCCUUAAGACUGUCAUUAGAGCCAUCAGAAUUAUGAAAUUUCAUGUUGCGAAAAGAAAAUUUAAGGAGACUCUGCGUCCAUAUGAUGUGAAAGAUGUCAUCGAACAGUAUUCUGCUGGACACCUGGAUAUGUUGUGUAGAAUCAAAAGUCUUCAAACACGCGUUGACCAAAUUCUUGGAAAAGGGCAAAUCACAACCGAUAAGAAAAACCGUGAGAAGAAUACUACAGAGAAUGAGGCAACUGAUGACCUCAGUAUGUUGGGACGGGUUGUCAAAGUCGAGAAACAGGUACAGUCCAUCGAGUCAAAACUCGACUGCCUACUAGAUAUAUAUCAACAGGUCCUGAGGAAAGGCUCAGCCUCGGCCCUGACUUUGGCUUCAUUUCAAAUUCCACCUUUCGAAUGUGAACAGACAUCCGAUUAUCAAAGUCCCGUGGACAGCAAAGACCUGUCAAGUUCCGCGCAAAACAGUGGCUGCUUAACCAGAUCCGCAAGCGCCAACAUCUCUCGGGGCCUACAGUUUAUACUGACGCCAAAUGAGUUUAGCACUCAGACUUUCUAUGCUCUUAGUCCCCCUAUGCACAGUCAGGCCUCCCAGGUGCCAAUGAAUCCGAACGAUGGACCCGCACUGGUCGUCACCAAUAACAUUGCAAACCAAAUAAACCAGGCGGCCAAGCCGGCGGCGCCAACGACGCUCCAGAUCCCGCCUUUCCCGUCCAUCAAGCAUAUUACCAGGCCUGAGCCUAUUCAGAUCAGCCCUGCGUCCAUGCAGGAUAGUAUUCCAGACAUCACCGCCUGCCUUGUUGCCUCAAAGGAAAGUAUUCAGGUCGCCCAGGUGAACCUGACCAAGGAUCCUUCUUUGAGGAAAAGCUUUGACACAGGAGGGGAAACUUUGUUAACGGUUCGGCCGGGGGCCCCGAAGGAUUUGGGCAAGUCGUUGUCGGUACAAAACCUGAUCAAGCCGGCCGAGGACCUCAACAUCCAGCUUUCAGGGAGUGACUCGAGCGGCUCCAGGGGCAGCCAGGAGUUCUACCCUAAAUGGCGGGAGGCCAGAUUGUUUAUAACUGACGAAGAGGUGGGGACGGCGACCGAAACGGACAUCUUGGAGGGCGUCUCUCAGCCGGCCGUGGAAACGGUUUUCCCUUCUGACUCUCUGAGGACUGGAAUGUCGAGAUCAUCUCAAAGUAUCUGUAAGGCCGGGGACAGUGCCGACACACUCACCCUGCCUCACGUCAAGCUUAAAUAAUGUCUUGGUUUUCUUUCUAGGCUUAGUAAUUCCUUUAGCCAUACAUAUCAUUGCAUGAACUGGUUUGACAGCCCUUUUGAAAAAGAUCAAAUUUCAAGAAUCGGGAAGAAAAUGGAAGGCAGUUGAAUGAGCCCAUUAUCUUCUAAUUGCAUGAAAAUGCAUGUUUAAGGGAUGGCAGAAAUUCCGAGUUCCACUACAUUAACCCAUUCAUUUUCAGAGGUACACAGGCUAAAAAUCCUGGGGCACCUACCCAGCCGAGACUAUGACGUGUGCGAAAAAGCCAAGAUUUGAACAUUCAAAAAUGCUGGUUUGACCACGGUGCAGAAGCAAUCGUCUUGAAAUGCUAAGCACUUUUGCAUCUGGGUUAAUUAUACUAUGUCUUUCCAGAAUUAGGUGGUAGUUUAUGUUUACAACAAAAGUACUAUCUACAGCUGCUAGCAAGGUACCACGUACUAUGGGGUUAGAAAUGGCUGCUAGUUGCAAGGUACACAUGUCAACUCAUUAUUCGACUUAUUUUAUUACUAACAUAUUAGAACGUUUAUUUCUGUAUAUUUUUGGUGAU